GAAAGCACUCAUUAUUCUCUUUAAUUAGUUGCCAAUAUGACGACCUCAUCAUCCCCGGCUAAACUCGCCCUAGUCUUCCUCCUCAUUUCCACUCUUCUCUUCACCUUCACCCAGGCAGCCACAUUUGAGAUCCGAAACCAGUGCCCUUACACUGUCUGGGCAGCCGCUUCCCCGGGCGGUGGCCAACGACUCGAACAGGGGCAAUCGUGGACUAUCAACGUGCCGGCAGGCACAACGAUGGCCCGAAUUUGGGGCCGUACCAACUGCAACUUCGAUGCCAACGGCCGGGGACAGUGUCAAACCGGUGACUGUGGUGGGCUCCUGCAAUGCCAAGGCUAUGGUUCCCCACCCAACACCUUAGCUGAAUACGCGUUGAAUCAGUUCAAUAACAUGGACUUUUUCGACAUCUCAGUCAUCGAUGGGUUUAACAUCCCCAUGGAUUUCAGCCCCACCACCGGCAACUGCCGGGGCAUCAGAUGCGCAGCUGAUAUCAUCGGACAGUGCCCAGCUGAACUCAAGACCCCCGGAGGCUGUAACAACCCAUGCACUGUGUAUAAGACUGACCAGUACUGUUGCAACUCUGGCAGCUGUGGACCCACACCCUUGUCCCAGUUCUUCAAGCAAAGGUGCCCAGAUGCUUACAGUUACCCCAAGGAUGAUGCCACCAGCACAUUCACCUGUCCUGGUGGUACUAACUAUCGGGUUGUGUUCUGCCCAUGAGAUGAGAUUAUACAAGACGGAGAUUCUCUACAAUAACAUCUCUGAAUCUGACUUUGGCUAUGGUUGUUGUAGCUUUUCACAGACUGGUAUUGCAAAAUAAAGUGUGCCUUGAUAUAUAGCACUGCACCUGUUUUUUGUGUUGAGUUGCUGUUAAUUAAUAAUUAUGGUGUUACGCAUAUAAUAUUCAAAGUUACCUUAUUCUAUAUA
Molecule: messenger RNA, 927 nt
Organism: Nelumbo nucifera (sacred lotus)
Lineage: Eukaryota; Viridiplantae; Streptophyta; Magnoliopsida; Proteales; Nelumbonaceae
Product: protein P21
Source: RefSeq, a predicted model, not a curated record